Molecule: messenger RNA, 6699 nt
Organism: Lineus longissimus
Lineage: Eukaryota; Metazoa; Nemertea; Pilidiophora; Heteronemertea; Lineidae
Exons: 13
Coding region: 165-4013 (1282 amino acids)
Biological process (GO): double-strand break repair; positive regulation of DNA repair
Cellular component (GO): BRCA1-A complex
Molecular function (GO): K63-linked polyubiquitin modification-dependent protein binding; histone binding
Source: RefSeq, a predicted model, not a curated record
UCCAAAAAUGUUGCCAACUUUUUUGACGAAAAUGCGAAUAAAAACCUAGCAAAAGCGAAUAGCCUCGUUCAAAGUUGGAUGCUAACUUUGUUAAAACUAUCCUCGUGUUUUAGACUUGUUCAUCAAUAACUUUACUUUAGCUGUCACUUCAGAAUAUUCAGGUGAUGGAGAAAGGACGCGGAAGGGGCAGAAGAUUGGGUACCAAGGCCAGUCGACCGCCGCUCGAGUUCGCAGGAGAUGACGAAGAAAAGGUUUCACCUGAGAAGGUCGUCCAGUCAAAAAUCGAUGCAUUCACUGUACCUGAUGAUGAGUUGAAAUCCCCCGUACAGAUAUCGAGGAAAAGAGAUGAUGAUGGAGAUUAUGAUCCCGAGGAGGAUGGUGAUGAUGAAGAUGAUGAUGAGGUGGUGGUGGUGAAGCAGAGAUCCACCGGGCGGGUUCUAAGGCUUGCCAAGAGGCACACUGUGGAUGAAGAGAGCAUCGCCCUUGACGUGCAACUGCUGAAGUGUGGUUUGAGCAAAGCAGAUCUUCUUGUAAUGUCAAAAGAUGACAAGAAAGAAAUGCUUAAGAUAUUCCAAGAAUCGCAGCAGGAUAAUGAAGUAAAUCAGCUGCAGAGACGAGCAUUUUUUAAAGAGGCAGACAUAAGAUACGAGGAUUUUGUGUUGGAGCAAGGCAAAGCCACAGAAAACCAACAAUCAAAAUCCGAUGCAGUUUCUGCUGCACAGGGUGCACCGGAUGAGGAGGAAACUCAGGCCCCUGAGGACGACUUCAUGACAUUCGGCCAAACCUUAGACGAAGACGCUUCUCGUAAGGGUCAUGAUGAAAAUGGGGAAGAUGGCAGUCAACAUGGUGAUGUUGAGGAAGGUGGGAUGAGGAAUUCUCCUGAUGAAGAGGAGACACAACCAUACGAAUUGGAACAAGAUCUACUUUCGAGAAUGAUGUCAAAGAAGAGAAUGGUGUCGGUUCAACAAGUACAAGAGACCAGUGAAAAUGAUGAAGCCAUCCCUAAAAAUAAAAAGUCAAAAAUUCAAGAUGACGAUUCACCACGGCCACGAUUCCAUUUUGAGUUUGAAGAAAAUGAGGAUUUGCCUCCUCCCAGUCCAAUACCAGCAACGCUGGUUAAUAAAAGACGACUAAAGCAGAAGAAAUCAAAGCGACCGUUUCUGAUGUUUGCUCCAAGUAGUCUAUCACCGGUGGAGUACACGAUGAAAAUAAUACAAUAUUUUGACGAAUAUUUCCUCACUCUUCGAGAGGUCCAAUGUGGCUCUGCUACGAUGCUUGCAUGGGGUGACCCAGUAUGUGAGGGUAGACACAUGCCCAAUUCACUAGAUGUAUUCACUUGUAAACCAGUGAGACCAGCGGUGUUCCAACCUGGAAAAUCCUUGUUCAGUGACGAUGAGCCUGCACCACCGAAGCAGAAAACCUUGACUAAUAUGACGAUCGAUGAUGCAUUUGGUUUUGAAAGUCUUGAUGAGCCGAAGCCAUCGAACUCGCGAGCAGAUCGUUACGAAAAACGUAAGAGGCAUCGAUAUGGCGAGUAUGCGGUUAUCAUCGAAGAUGACGAUUUCACACGAGAUCCGGAUUUCACUUUCGUGCGUAAACCUCCGCCCAAAAAAGGUAGAGGGAAAGGUCAGGGAAAAAGUUCAAGCACUAACAAGGAAACUGAUUGUGUAAGAGAUGUUGCCAAAUCACCUGUGUUUGAUAAGUCUACUGCUGCUGGUGCUGCACAUUCAGAUGAUACAUUGCCUGAUUUGAACAUUGAGUCAGAUGACACACCACCAUUGCCGACUUUUCAUAUUGAUAGUAACUCGAUAGGUUUUGAAGGUCCAGCAGCAGGUCAGUCUGCGCCUACUGCUAUAACUCACCAGCGCUUGCGUGCAGGUGACGAUGAAGAAUCUGAUUCUAUUCUCAAGCCAGGAAAAGGAACGACUAAUGCAAAUACCCGGGGUGUUGGAUCUACGAAACGUGGAGGGAACAUUGGGGUGGGGAGCUCUAAAUCGCCAGAGAAAAUGGACUUUGUUGAGGAGGCAGACAGUUGGAGGUCGUCUGCAGGUAGAAAACGUUCAUCUUUCCUUAUUGAUGACAAUGUAAAAGGACGCAUGAAGUUAGCCUUGAAGACGAGUUGUGAGAAUAUCAGCAGCAGCAGCAGCAGGGAAAAUAGCCAAAAUGAGGACUCGGAUAAAAAGGUUAACAUUCCUGCUGAAAAGUUGACCAUUACGCGAAAAAUUAUUAGAAAAAUUCAGUCCAUAAUCUCGCCUGCUACCAAAUCACAAGAGGACAGGAUUCAGGAGGCUGCAGUAAAUGACUUGAAUGAAUUGCCCGGGGGUGAUCGAAUUGUUCGGGCCUUGGAUUAUCAUUCGCCACAAGCUUCGCAGGAUUUGUUUUCUAACGAUACGCAGGAGUUGGAUGAUCCGUGUCCAUCGCCAACAUUCCCUGGAUGUCCCCCGGUGACAUUCCCCCGAGGAUCAGAUGUAGGGACUGAUGGUUCAAAAACUCGUAUCAAAUCUGUCGGAAAUAUUCCGCCUGGUGGGUUUGUGACAUCUAAAAAUGAGCCAAAUUCCGAAUUUGAUGAGCCCCUGUGGAAUCUUCAGGGACAAGAUCCGGAUGACGCUUUGAGGAACUACCCAGAUAAAUCGGAUGCAAAAAGAACUGCAAGGCCUAAUCGUGGGGCAAGGAAUAAACCAACAUCUCAGGAUGUGAAUGAUAAUGUUAGUGCCUGGAGAACAAGGGUAGAACUUUCCGAUGAUGGGGACCCUGUUCAGGUUCAACAUAAAAGGCCACCAGUGGGUCGUAGAAAAACUGCUGCCGGCUCGGCCUCAGACAAAACCCGUCGAGAAGAAGUUGGUGAAAAUGUAAUGGAAGCUGGUUCAUCGCGAAGACGAUUGAUUCGUCCUCCGCAGAAGAAAAGGAAGAUGGAGGCUGAAGCCAUUGCUGUCUUGGAGUCUGAAGAGGAAGAAGAAGACCCAGUGCCGCAGAUAGUAGAACCACAGGUUGAUUGUCCCUUGUGUGGUGACCCAUACCCUCAGAGCAGGAUAGAGGUGCAUGCAUCGGAGUGUGAUGGCAUUUCCCAGAAAAACGACAAGAGACUGACACGUUCAUCUGCAAAUACUCCAGAACGUAAAAAAUAUCCUGAUCGUCUGCAGCACACGUCAAGGCCAAGGAACCAACAAGCUGAUGUGAGACACAGGGAGAGGGAAGCUGCAAGGUUUAGUUCAUCAGAUUCAGAUUCUGAUGAUCCAGGUCACCCAUUGCCGCCAGCGUCGCUGUAUGGUAUUAACACGAGUGUUAUACCAGAUCAUGCACCCAAGGAGGACUUAUUUGACAUGGCAAGGCAGAUGGCAGUUCCCCGAAGAGCAAGGAAGCCAAAGCCAGUGGUGGAUGGGGAAGCGUGUUACAUCUGUGAUGGGAUGUUCAAGAAGGGCAAAGAGUAUGAGGAGCAUGUGAAUAGGUGUAUGGAUGCUCAGCAGGAGCAACAGAGGAGAAUUAUGCAGUCUUUUAGCAAAGAAAGGAGUCAGUCAGUGGAUAAUGAAGAUGGAGGUGAUGAGCCGGGACAAAGUGGUCACGAGCAGCAGUCCAACAGUGAUGAUGGCGAUGUUUCUGACGUGUCGGGUAGUACAAGUGAUAGUGACAGUGGUGGAGCCACUACUGGCCUGGACGACAAUCCUGAUCAUGAUAAUCCUGGCCCAGUGUUCAAACGCGAGGAUGAAAAUGACUUCGACUGGGAUAAUAUCAGUUCAUCACCAAUUAAGACAUUCCGUCCAUUAUCUAAGCACCAAGGACGACUUCUCAUAGAUUUAAACAAACAGUUUCCGCAUCAGAGGAAAGCAGUCGAAUUGAAUAAUCAAAGAACAUUGUCGGAAUUAGGUGUCCGAGGAGGAGCGAGCGGACGGGGACGAGGGAGAGGUCGAGGUGCCAAAAAACCAACAAAGCGCAAACGGAAAACAAAGCAAAAAACUACGUCAAGGAAGAGAGCUAAGACUGUUAAGAAGGGCCCUCCUCCUGUUCAUUUCAGUUGAGCGAUUACCUUGCAUACUGUAAUGGGUAUUAAAUGUUCGCGUUUCAUUGGUGUAGACUAAAUUCCCCAUUUGCUGCCGAAGUUUAUAGGUGACCUGAAAUGCUUUUCUUAAAAUUUUAACUUGGGGUAUCAAUUAUAACUUAAGGAACACAAGUGUGAAAACGGCAUAAAAAUCAAACUACUCAUCUUAAAGUUAUAGCAGUAUGUAAUUCAAACAUUCCAGGUGGUGCAGGAAGAACGAAUUGAUGGACUGCCAGCUCGAUAUCAAUUCUUUUAACCGUCUUCUGCCCAUUUGGAGUAUAACACUGAGUUAGCAUUAACGGGGUACACCGUUCGUAAUUACUUGUGGUCCAGUUAAAUAGAAAUCCACUAAUACACAAUGCCGUAAUGCAGUUAAUGUUGUAAUAACAAAUUUGUAAGUUUUGGUUCAGAGUCCAGGAAUUUUUUAAUUUAAAGAAUUGAUAUCGAGCUGGCAGUCCUUGACUAUCCAAGAAAGACUUGUCGGGUAGACUACAUGUAAAACUAGAGGCACCAGUUGAGGGAAUUCAAUGUUAUUUGAGGUCUCCCGAGCGGUCUUGCUGAGACAACAAGGCUUUAAAACGGCUCAAAGACUAAGUUAACAUUUUCCAUACUGUCCUCGACCAAGGAUUGCUGCGAUAAAAAUGAGGCCAGUGAAAUAUAUUCCAUUACAAACAUUGAUAUCCUGGAGUAUUGUUGCUGUGUUAUUAUGGAUGCUUAAAUUUGUUUCAACUUGGUAUUCAUAGUAUUUGUACAUCAGUCUACACAACUGCAAUGUUGAUAUUUUUAUAUUUUUUGUGUAUUUUGGGAAUUGGACAUUUUUUAAUUCAAUUACAAAUUCAAAAUUUGUAACGAACGGCGUAGGCCUUUAAAAUCAUGGCGUCAUGAAUUAUGAACUAAAUAACAAAGAAGUCCGUUUCAAAGUGGAGGUUUAAUGUAAUUUAUGUGUCACUUUAUUUUGUUCAGGUGUAAUAGGGGCACACGAGGCGUGACUAGGUACAUGACAUCAAUGUAAACACAUGCUGACUUAUCGGUGCUGAAUAUCACUUCUAUAGUCUCCUCCCUUCACCGCCAACACCAAGGGCCAGGAAAUUCGUCAGACGCACCAUCAUAAACGGGUGGCCAAUCAAAUUGCUCGACACAAAGUAAUUGAAUGACAGCCUGAAUUGAUAGCGCCAACCUCAGGAUCAGGUUACCCUUCUUCUAUACAACAUGCACUGUGCAUUUGGCUCAGGUCAGCAUCCCUCGAACCGUUACUCAUUGAACACCUGGUCUUCCAUUAUGACGGUUUUCAGUGCGUGUCUCGUGCGACAACCACGAGUGAGUGUAAUGUUAGUGUUGUGGCGACAGAGGACGCGUGGGAAAGGAAGGGAAUACACAGAGACUACCGAUAAAGUAUUAACAGCCCUUCUGCUGGUCGAUCAGGGGUGAGUUAUCGGCGGUGAAGGAAGGAUAUAUGCACAAAGACGGUGGGGCAUACUAUCAAUGAUUAUCAAUCAAUUAUUCAAAUCAAAUUGUCAAUUCUAUGGCGCAGCAUUCCAGGCAAAAGAGUCCUGUUGAAGUGCGCCCUCCCAUCUAUACUAAGUAAUACUUUCUGUACAAAUUGCCUGCUAACUAUCAUUUACCAAUGUUGGACAAUUGCCAGAUUAAUUUAUUUAAAGUAGCAUUUGGACUCAUUACCGACCCUGAAUGGUUCAUGCUCACUAUUGAUACGACCCUGAAUGGUUCAUGCUCACUAUUGAUACGGUAUAAUUUUAAGAGGAGGGGUCCUCUAGAGAGUUACAUGGUACGUCAUGUGAUGCAUUACUCCAUUAGGUGUUAUCAAGGUUUGUUUUGUUUUGGCAGAAUUUGACUAGCCAGUCAGUGAAUUACAAAUUUUGUUUUGAGAAACUCAUUUGACUCUUAUCUCCUGAGCUUAAAGGCCUACGCCGUUCGUUAAAAAUUAAUGAAUUUGUAAUUGAAUUUUAAAAUGUCCAAUUGCGGAAAUACGUACUAAAUAUAAAUUUCAACAUUGCCGUUGUGUAGACAGGUAUACAAAUAUUAUGAAUACCUAAUUUAAACAAAUUUGUAUUCAUAAUAACAGCACUACGUCAUUGUGUAUUAGUAGAUUUCUAUUCAACUGGACCACAAGUAAUUACGAACGGUGUACCCCUUAAAAUUUGUUUAUGUUUCAAGUUAUGAAUACAUUUUAUGAUCAUAGUCCUGAAUAUCCAUUAGACACCACGAUCACCAGCAGUGUCUUAGAGGGAGUAUUCAUCAGGCCUAUCACCCAUACAUCCUUAUGACCACCAUGCAUAAGGACAGUAUUACAUAGAUUUACCUGGCUCUCCUCAAAUUCCGUUAAAAAAAAGGUGCUGCUUGAUAAUGUAACCACUGCCUGGUGCACUAUGGGUGCUAUUGGACCAAGUGAAUCCAUUGGGCUUCAUAGAACUUCUGAUCAGAUAGACAGUGCAGCUAAUAGCAGAUCUGCAGGUAUAGGUUAGAUGAAUACUGCCUGUAAUGCACUGCUGCUAUCACUGGACGAGAAUAGGCCAAGUUGACAUGUUCUGAAAAUGCUUAUUUGAUUACGAUUAGACUGCUGUCUUAUCAAGGUCUAUGUUUACUGGUAUGACAUAAUGUCUAAAUUGUUAAAUGCACAGAGAGAAAUAAAGACAUUAAAAGUUUGUUUA